Messenger RNA from Setaria italica (foxtail millet), 1527 nucleotides. Its product is annotated as putative NAC domain-containing protein 94. The coding region runs from base 328 to 1527 and encodes 399 amino acids. Gene Ontology annotation, biological process: regulation of DNA-templated transcription. Gene Ontology annotation, molecular function: DNA binding. NCBI's taxonomy places the organism in Eukaryota, Viridiplantae, Streptophyta, Magnoliopsida, Poales, Poaceae. The transcript is spliced from 3 exons. The record is from RefSeq and is a predicted model, not a curated record.
UCCUCCAGUUAAGCUACUGGCCUUCUCUUCCUCCUUCCCAACUUCUAAAACCUAGGUCCAUCAAGCAGUUCACCGUCUCUUGUCUGAGUGGAUAGCGUUAAUGCACUGUGUUCAUUGCCAGUGACAAGACCUGUGUCAUCUUUGAUCAAGCACAAACAAAGCUCGUACUGCACAUGACAGUAGCCAGUAGGGAGUCCAUAGUAACUUUAGAGAGAGCGAGCUUUGGGCGUUUGUCUUCACCUGAGCAAUUUAAGUCCCAAAACCGUUCACUAUUUCCACAGUAGUUUAAGAGUGGGUAACGAGGAUCAGUCUUCACCAGCCCAAGUUAUGGAUGAGAGAGCUGAUAUGGACAAGUCAGACGAGGUCCUCCUUCCUGGUUUUCGGUUCCAUCCUACAGAUGAAGAGCUCGUUGGCUUUUAUCUCAAGAGAAAGAUUCAACAAAAACCUCUGUCCAUAGAGCUCAUCAGGCAGUUGGACAUCUAUAAAUAUGAUCCAUGGGAUCUCCCAAAACUUGCAAGCACCGGGGAAAAAGAAUGGUACUUUUACUGCCCAAGGGACCGAAAGUAUCGGAACAGUGCUAGACCAAAUAGAGUCACAGUAGCUGGAUUCUGGAAAGCAACAGGAACAGAUAGGCCAAUAUACUCUUCUGAAGGAACAAAAUGCAUAGGCCUGAAGAAGUCUCUUGUCUUUUACAAAGGGAGAGCAGCAAAAGGGAUCAAGACAGAUUGGAUGAUGCAUGAGUACAGGAUGCCUUCUCUCAGUGAUCCCUCAAUUCCUAAAACACCAAAAGACAAAAGUAUUCCAGCCAAUGAUGCAUGGUCUAUUUGCAGGAUAUUUAAAAAGCCUAGCUCUGUGGCACAAAGAGUGUCGUCUCACUCCUGGGGUCCUCAAUCAAUUGCAACGACAACACCAGAGCUGCUAUCUGCUUUGCAGUCCAUACAAGCUUCCCAUUUUGCUUUGGAAAGCUCAUCAUGCUCAGCAAAUCAAUUCAAUAGCCAACAAUGUUUCCAGGGGCGGCAGCAGCAGAAGCUCAACAGUUCACAAGAUGGCUCUUCAUGUAAAGUUAUUAACUUUAACCGCAGUCUAUCUUUACCUCAGCUGUCAGAGAAAGACACCCAUAGCAGUCCGAUCAUCUUGCCAUUUGAAACACAAUCACUGGAGAAAUCAUCAGCUGUCACAUCAGUGCUUCUAAGCAUGGCCCCUGAAAUAGUCAGUAGCAUGAAUGAAGCUUUGCCAAACACAGAGAUGGAACAGCUUGAACCAUCCUAUGGAUACACAGAUGAUUGGGGUAUAGAUGCAAAUGGAGCUAUUGGAGAUAAAGAUGAUGACCCAUAUACAAGAAAACCUGUUCAUGUACACAGUUCAGGCACUGAGUGUGGAAUUCCACGAAAAAUAAAAUUCCCAUUUGAUUUAGGGGUGGAUUCACCAGAUGAUUGGACCAGCAGCAUACCAUGUGAUUCUCUCCCUUGCCCCCCACCACCCACAGAAAUGUCAAAUAGCAGUUCCACUGAAAAAUAUUAUGCAUAG